GCAAGUCCACUGUGUGGAGAAGUAUAGCUGUGGAGGUCUUACUAGCAGUGCAAGCAGGGGUACUCAUAAUAAUAAUGAUAAUGAUAAUAUAGUGUGGUGAGACUCUGUAAAGCAGGGGAAGUGCUGUAGGGCACAGCCCGGCCCAUGCAACACCUUCCUAGUUGUAGGGAACUCAUUUUGACUAGGAGGGAGCCCUAACACUUGUACAAGGGGGGGAGGUGAUCAGAUUUGCACUUAUUUAUUUUUUAAGAUAUGUGUUUAAAAUGUAUUUUUAAAAUGCAUGUAACUUUUUAGGCUGGGGAGAUAGCGUAAUGGUCACGCAGAGGACUUUCAUGCCCGAGGCCCGGAUAUCCCAGGCUCAGUUUCCAGCACCACUGUCGGCCAGAGAGAGCUGAGCACUGAUCUGUUGUCGUCGCCGAUAACGGAGCGCCCGCGGAUAUGCUCCUGUUAUUUGUUUUCGGGCUGCUCAUACACUUGGUGUUCUUUGCCUCCAUCUUCGACAUUUAUUUCACGUCUCCAUUAGUUCAUGGGAUGACGCCACGGUCCACACCAUUGCCUCCUCCAGCAAGAAGACUGGUGCUUUUUGUUGCUGAUGGACUGCGGGCACAUACACUUUAUGAGCUUGAUGAAAGUGGAAACCCUCGAGCCCCAUUUAUUAGGAGUAUCAUAAUGCAUGAAGGCAGCUGGGGGAUAUCUCACACCCAUGUGCCAACGGAGUCUCGGCCAGGCCAUGUCGCCAUGAUAGCUGGGUUCUAUGAAGAUGUCAGUGCAGUUGCCAAAGGAUGGAAGGAAAAUCCGGUGGAAUUUGAUUCUCUUUUUAAUGAAAGCAAGUACACAUGGAGCUGGGGGAGCCCAGAUAUCUUACCUAUGUUUGCCAAAGGUGCUAGUGGAGACCAUGUUUUUGCACAUACUUAUGAUUCUGAAAAUGAGGACUUCGGUGCUGAUGAUGCAACAAAACUGGAUUCCUGGGUUUUUGAUAGAGUUAAGGAGUUCUUUGAUGCUGCCAGAUACAACCAAACUUUGUUUUCUCAAGUAAAAGAGGAGAAAAUAGUUUUUUUCUUACAUUUGUUAGGAAUCGAUACGAAUGGCCAUGCUCACCGGCCAUCAUCAAGGGACUAUAAGGACAAUAUUAAAAUGGUUGAUGAAGGAAUAAAAGAAAUUGUGUCCUUGUUUAAUCAGUUUUAUGAAAAUGAUGGGAAAACAGCGUUUAUUUUUACUGCUGACCAUGGAAUGACAGAGUGGGGUUCCCAUGGCGCUGGCCACCCUUCAGAGACUUUUACUCCUCUCGUCACUUGGGGAGCUGGAAUUAAGUAUCCUCAAAAAGUAUCAGCACAGCAGAUUGAUGAUCCCCUUUUGAAAGAAUGGAAACUGGAGAACUGGAAAAGACAAGAUGUCAAUCAGGCAGAUAUUGCACCAUUAAUGGCUUCUCUCAUUGGAGUUCCCUUCCCUCUUAACUCAGUGGGAAUCCUGCCUGUGAAGUAUCUUAACAACACUGAUCUCUUCAAAGCAGAGAGCGUGCUGACAAAUGCAGUUCAGAUUCUUGAGCAGUUCAAGGUGAAAAUGGCCCAGAAAAAAGAAGUCACGUUACCAUUUUUAUUCACACCAUUCAAGUUGCUUUCUGAUUCCAAACAGCAGGAUAUUCUAAGACAAGCAAGAUCUUACAUAAAACAAAAGAAGUAUGACGAAGCAAUCUCCCUUUGCAAGGAGCUGAUUCGUCUUGCACUGGAAGGACUGUCCUACUACCACACUUACGACAGAUUCUUUUUGGGCAUCACUGUUGUUCUUGGUUUUGUGGGAUGGACAUCUUAUGCUUCUCUGUUGAUCAUCAAGUCUCAUUCCAACCUCACCAGAGGUGGUAGUAACAAAAUUAAGAAACCAAAUCAUCUCCUGACAUGUACUUUUGUAGCUGUUGGCAUUGCAAUAGCAUUUUUCCUGCUGAUUCAGUCCUGUCCCUGGACUUACUACGUGUACUGUCUGUUGCCGGUGCCAAUAUGGCAUGCGCUUCUGAGCGAAUUUCCAGUGAUUGAGGACCUUGUCAAGUCUCUGCUGACCUUUCCCCCUGGUCAAUUUAUUGGAAGCCUGUUAGUCUUUGGUCUGGGACUUGAAAUACUAGUUCUCAGUUUUUUCUACCGCUAUAUGCUUACAGCUGGACUUACAGCAUUUGCGGGCUGGCCAUUCGUCACUCAGCUGUGGACUCGAGCAAAGAGCACCUCACUGAGUUGGACUUUGUUCUCUUUGCUCCUGGCAGUGUUUCCACUGAUGCCUGUUGUAGGACGGAAGCCAGACAUCUCUGUGGUAAUGGGAGCAGGCUUGCUGGUUCUUCUUCUGUCCCUGUUUGUUGUGACAUCAUAUAUAAAAAGAAAAGAUAAUCUCGAUGGAGAACUAUUUUUGUAUCUGCUACAGAUACUGAGCAUCAUGCUUUCCAUGUACACCGUGUAUAGCACGCACAGUAGUCUGCAGCGGAAACAAGGACUACCCCUUCUUAAUCAGACCAUUAGCUGGAUCAUAUUAGCCUCUUCCUUCAUCCUGCCACUUCUGAGUCCCACCAUCCUCUUUGAGCGGUUGUUCAGCAUACUCCUUUCCUUGAUGUCCACCUACCUGCUUCUAAGCACAGGGUAUGAAGCUCUCUUCCCAUUAGUGCUGUCAUGUUUGAUGUUCAUCUGGAUACACAUGGAACAAGAAACCCUGCAACAAUCUGGCUUUUCCUGUAAACAGAAGGUCAACAGUAUCCAGUUUGCCUACAAUAUUGAUAUAACUCAGUAUCGAAAGCUCUAUCUCGACGACAUCCGUAGGGCCUUUUUCCUUGUUUUCUUCUUAGUGACAGCAUUUUUUGGAACUGGGAAUAUAGCUUCUAUUAACAGCUUUGAUCUUGCUUCAGUCUAUUGCUUUGUGACGGUGUUUAGUCCUUUUGUGAUGGGAACCCUGAUGAUGUGGAAGAUUUUAAUCCCCUUUGUACUUGUGAUGUGUGCUUUUGAAGCAGUUCAGUUAACUACCCAGCUGUCAUCAAAAAGCCUUUUUCUCAUGGUUCUCGUCAUAUCAGACAUCAUGGCUUUGCACUUUUUCUUCUUGGUCCAGGAUUAUGGCAGCUGGCUUGAUAUUGGAACAAGCAUCAGCCACUACGUGAUCGUCAUGUCCAUGACCAUCUUCCUGGUGUUCCUCAAUGGCUUGGCGCAGAUGCUCACGACCAAGAAACUCACACUGUGCGGCAAACCCAAGAGCCACCUCUUCUGAUGGCGGCAAAGCCACCUUUCAGCCCCAGGGCCCUUUCUCCUGUUUUGGCUGGAAUCUCACCAAGGAGUUAGUAAGAAGAUGGACACCAUUUUCCUGUGGAGAAUAUAAGAGAAUAUGUUCUUUCUAUCUAGAAGAAUGUAGGGGAAUAUGUACCAUAUUCUGCUGUAAGAAAUGUGUGGGGUGAUGCAUUUUAUGGGUUAGCUGGAAUAAAGGAGCUUUCAUGUUCUUUGCGUCUUGCGUGCAUCAACUAGUGAAGAUGUCUGCGGGAAAGCAGAGUCAAGCAUUCUCCGGCUUGGCUUAGCUUUGCCCCUGAGCCGGCAGCUCUUAUCUGCAAAGCCUCAGCACACCUGUGAGGAUUGGGUCCCUGAAUGCAGCUUCCAGUACCAGCAGAGGAGAAUGUGCUCUACUGGGGAAGUGUGAUUACAGCCCCAAUCAGGGCCCAGACUGAACCCAAGGGAAAUCAGGAUGGGGGGGGGGGGGCACCAUACAUAUUUAUCAGCUCUCAGCAGUGGCUUUGCAAGGUCCUAACUACUAACACUGAUAUUAGACGACCAGGAUUGGUGCUUUUAAAUUUACUACAGUGUUGGGGCGAGGGGAGAUGUUGCUGGUGCUUCUCAUUUUUCUUUGUCUAGCGAUCCUGUCUUAAGCUUCACAGAAAAUUUUGUUUCUAGGGUUUCCAGAGUCCCCAGCUCCAUGCAGGCUUACCUUGAUUUGUUUCCGGAUUCCCAUGGAGUUUCUGGAUAUAGAAAAAGUAUAAAGUGUUUAGUGUCUCUGUCUCCUCUGUGGGGGGGGGGGGAAUAAAAUUUGAAAGUGUU
This is a messenger RNA of Erinaceus europaeus (western European hedgehog), 4046 nucleotides long. RefSeq names its product phosphatidylinositol glycan anchor biosynthesis class N (gene PIGN). Bases 439 to 3231 code for a protein of 930 amino acids. Gene Ontology annotation, molecular function: mannose-ethanolamine phosphotransferase activity. The transcript is spliced from 29 exons. The record is from RefSeq and is a predicted model, not a curated record. Lineage: Eukaryota; Metazoa; Chordata; Mammalia; Eulipotyphla; Erinaceidae. Gene Ontology annotation, cellular component: endoplasmic reticulum membrane. Gene Ontology annotation, biological process: GPI anchor biosynthetic process.